CUCCUAACUCCUUUCUCUUUCUCUGUUUCAGCUACUUGCAGCAAAAUUGCAAAGUGUUCGAUAGAAACCUCUCUCUCUCUCUCUCUCUCUCUCUCUCUCUCUCUCUCUACUCUACUCUAUUUCUUGAUUGACAAAAUAAAAGAAGACCAAGAAUUUUAUUUCCUCUCUCUCUCAUUUAUCCUUUUUUUUUUUGUUUUUAUCUUCACAAUUUGAUCUGUUUCUGCUUCAACUUUCCAAAUUUCCAUUGAUAAAGUUCAAACCUUUAUGAUCUUUUAGUCUGUAAUCUCAAAAGGGUUUUGUUUGUUUCUCCUUCAAAAAAAUCAUGGGGCUUUGCUUAAGUGCUCAGAUUAAAGCUGUGAGUCCAGGUAAGCAAGGUUUUCUGGUGGUUGGAGGAGGAUAAGAGGACUUAACUUAAAAGUUAGGCUUAGUGUUUUGACAAAUCUGUCAAAGGUGCAAGUCCGAAGUAUAUGAGUUCAGAGGCUAAUGAUUCUCAAAGUAUGGGAAGCAAAGGCUCUUCUGUGUCUAUCAGAACAAAUCCAAGAACCGAAGGAGAGAUCUUGCAAUCUCCUAACCUCAAAAGUUUCACUUUUGCUGAGCUUAAAGCAGCAACUAGGAAUUUCAGACCAGAUAGUGUUCUUGGUGAAGGUGGUUUUGGUUCUGUCUUUAAAGGUUGGAUUGAUGAACAGACUCUCUCUGCUUCUAAACCGGGAACCGGUGUGGUUAUUGCUGUCAAAAAACUUAACCAAGAUGGUUGGCAAGGUCACCAAGAAUGGCUGGCGGAAGUGAAUUACUUGGGGCAGUUUUCGCAUCCUAAUCUUGUGAAACUCAUUGGUUACUCCUUAGAGGAUGAGCAUCGUCUUCUUGUUUAUGAGUUCAUGCCUCGUGGAAGCUUAGAGAAUCAUUUAUUCAGAAGAGGCUCUUACUUCCAACCGUUAUCUUGGACUCUACGGUUGAAAGUUGCACUUGGUGCUGCGAAAGGCCUUGCUUUUCUCCACAAUGCCGAGACUAGUGUCAUCUACCGCGAUUUCAAAACUUCCAAUAUACUUCUUGAUUCGGAGUACAAUGCCAAGCUUUCUGAUUUCGGGUUGGCUAAAGAUGGACCUACUGGUGAUAAAAGCCAUGUCUCUACAAGGAUCAUGGGUACUUACGGAUACGCAGCUCCUGAAUACCUUGCGACUGGUCAUUUAACAACCAAAAGUGAUGUCUAUAGCUAUGGUGUCGUGCUUUUGGAGGUGUUGUCUGGACGGAGAGUUGUGGACAAGAACCGUCCACCAGGAGAGCAAAAGCUGGUGGAAUGGGCAAGACCGUUACUUGCUAACAAGAGGAAGUUAUUCCGAGUUAUCGACAACCGUUUACAAGAUCAAUACUCAAUGGAAGAAGCUUGUAAAGUAGCUACCCUGGUGCUCAGAUGCCUGACGUACGAGAUAAAGCUGAGGCCGAACAUGAACGAGGUUGUUUCUCACCUAGAACACAUCCAAACUUUGAAUGAAGCAGGAGGAAAAAACAUCGAUAAGGUCGAGAGAAGAAUGCGUAGGAGAAGCGAUAGUGUUGCUAUAAACCAAAAACCAAAUGCAGGUUUUGCUCGGCAAACCGCUGUGGGCGUCAUAGCUACUGCUUAUCCACGCCCAUCUGAUUCUCCUCUGUUUGUCUGAGUAAGAAAUGAUAAUGUUCUGCUUAGUUCAGAUGUACAGUUUUGCUUCUGCUUAUGUACCGAAAUGAUCCAGUUCAUGGCUCGCGAGAUUUGACAAUUGAUCUUUGUAGUGCGAGAAUUGACUUAACAUAAGUACUAA
Camelina sativa (false flax) is the source of this 1790-nucleotide messenger RNA. Lineage: Eukaryota; Viridiplantae; Streptophyta; Magnoliopsida; Brassicales; Brassicaceae. The record is from RefSeq and is a predicted model, not a curated record.